CUUCACAAAUAAGAAGUGGACGCGUGCCCCCUCUCUAGCAGUGUAAUUGUUUUUGUCGUUUUCACCUGACAAUAUCUUCUUACCCUUCUCGUUGCCUUGCCUCUUUUUCUCUCCCAUAAAGAUCAGCACGUGAGAGAGAGAGAGAGAGAAGCAACCCUAAUAUCCAGUAGCUAAAAACCUCGCCCCAUCUGUUGAAUCAUGGCCGCCGUUCCUCUUCCUGCCGUCCCUCAGUCUCCCGCAGAAGGGUUUUACGCAAUCAACAACGAGUUUCUCAUGAAUGGGCCAAAAGGGUUUCAGGAGUUCAAGAUUCUUGAGAACGACAUCAUGUUCGUGAGAAUGGAUUUUCCCGGCGUUCCAGAAGAUGGCGUUAGUGUUACUCUUGAACCCUCCAAGACCCUUGUGAGUGUCCGCGCCCACGCACCCAAAGUCCAUGCACACGACUUCUCUCACCGGAACUACCUCAUCAUCACCGGACUCGUAUGCGGAUGCUGCGAGAUCUCCGGCUUCACCUACCACAUGACCGACGGUGUUCUCAGGCUUCAUCUCUCCAAGACUAACAUCCUCCAUCCUCAACGCCCUUCCUGCAACUCGUUUCUCGGUGGCAUACGUUUCAGAGGAGAUGAUUUCAGUGGAUGUCCUCAUAGGCUUCCCUAUAACAGGGAUCCCUAUCACCCGGCUUUAACGGGUCCGGUGUUGAUGCGUCACCCGAAUGUGGCUGAAGGAACGGCUAUGGCUUAUGAGUCAAAGCAGCUGGAGAACGGCAGCCUAUACGUGCGUUUAGACAUGCCAGGUGUUCCCAAAGACAACUUCAACGUCUCCAUUUCGAGCGGGAGAGUGAAGGUGACUGGUCAAGCUCCUGCCGUUAGCCAUGACUCCGAUGGUCGCUUCUACUCUGGUGACGUGGCUAUGCUUUCUGCUCCUGUAGACGUUCCUAGCCGUCCGAUCAAAACUAUCAUCAAGGAUGGUGUCAUUCGCCUCCUCAUCCCUUCCGUUUGAUGUGAAAAAACGCGUUUGCGUUUGAAAUAAUUUGAGUGGACCCCAGUUAUUGUCGUUAUUUUGAGGAUUAUGUUAUGUCACUUUAUUUUUUGGACUUUUGGAUAUGUUCACAAA
Messenger RNA from Brassica napus (rape), 1110 nucleotides. RefSeq names its product putative 57 kDa heat shock protein. The record is from RefSeq and is a predicted model, not a curated record. The transcript has 5 exons. The coding region runs from base 199 to 996 and encodes 265 amino acids. Lineage: Eukaryota; Viridiplantae; Streptophyta; Magnoliopsida; Brassicales; Brassicaceae.